Messenger RNA from Onychostoma macrolepis, 2049 nucleotides. RefSeq names its product zinc finger protein 1124. The transcript has 3 exons. Gene Ontology annotation, biological process: regulation of transcription by RNA polymerase II. Gene Ontology annotation, molecular function: RNA polymerase II cis-regulatory region sequence-specific DNA binding; DNA-binding transcription factor activity. The record is from RefSeq and is a predicted model, not a curated record. Bases 267 to 1151 code for a protein of 294 amino acids. Lineage: Eukaryota; Metazoa; Chordata; Actinopteri; Cypriniformes; Cyprinidae.
CUGAAUUUAAGUAAUAAGUGGAAACAACAAUCUGCGUGUGUGAUUCAUAAAGUCAAUUUUUUAAUUUUGUACAACUAAUAACUCAUUACCUAUUUACUGUUGUAUUUGCGUUUUUGAGCAGGACUUUUAUUUUGGUGCGGUGAUGUUGUGUCAUAAGGCUGCGCCGCGCUCCUGCAUCUGUGAUUCGGCUGAAGAAAGUAUCAAACCACACAGAAAAAAAACUCCUGGUGAAGCAACUGAGAUCCACAUGACACACUAUUAUAAAGAUGGCUUUUAUUAAAGAGGAGAGUGAAGACUUCAGGAUUGAAGAAGUAUUCAGUCUGAAACAAGAAGAUACUGAGGAUCAAACAGACCUAAUUGAGGAGAGUCAAGAGCUGAAGGAUUUGGAAGAGAAAGAGCAGAAUGAGAAAAAUCAUGAUUUAAAAAUUGGAGAAAAGAAGAUGAAAUCUAAUAGUUUUUUUACCUGCCGUCAUUGUGGAAAGAGUUUCAAUCGAAAACAAAACCUUGCGCUCCACAUGAGGAUUCACACUGGAGAGAGACAUUUUAUCUGUAAACAGUGUGGAAAGAGUUUCACUCAAAAAGGAAACCUUAAAAUUCACAUGAGAAGUCACACUGGAGAAAAGCCUUAUACUUGCUCUCAGUGUGGACAGAGGUUUGCACAUAAAGGCAACCUUAAUUCCCACAUGAGAACUCACAGUGCAGAGAGCUUGUUCACCUGCCAACAGUGUGGAAAGAAUUUCCCUCAAAAACAAAACCUGGCAGUCCACAUGAGGAUUCACACUGGAGAGAAGCCUUACACUUGCACUCAGUGUGGAAAGAGUUUUGCUUAUAAACAUACUCACAGUAGCCACAUGAGAAGUCACACAGGAGAGAAGCUCUUCACAUGUGAUCAAUGUGGAAAGAGCUUCACGACAGAACAAAGCUGUAGAUACCACAUGACCAUUCACACCGGAGAGAAACAGUUCAUAUGUGGUCAGUGUGAAAGGAGUUUCACACAUAAAGUAAGCCUUAAUCGCCACAUGAGGAGUCACCUAGGAGAAAACCAUUUUAUAUGUCAUCUUUGUGGAAAGAAUUUUAGUCAUAAAUGUAGCCUCAAAAUUCACAUGAGAGUUCACACUGAAGAUAAUUCCUUCACCUGCAAAUCUGAGUGAACGUUCACACUGCUGCUGAGUGUGGGCCAAAUCUGAUUGUACACCUUCACCUCUUCACCUGAAUUGAAUAGAAAAGGAAUAUAGAACAAAUUUGUAUAUUUGUGUGUGUGUAUAUAUAUAUAUAUAUAUAUAUAUUUUUUUUUUAAUAUAUGAAAUAUUGUCUAGACCUCCACUGGUGACUUUAAUUGAAUACCCCUGGUAUAGAGGCAUCAUUCCAUUUCAUAUAUUGAUAACUUGGAAUCAAAAUAAUUAAACUUAGGUCAUGCUGUGAAGUGCCACACUGUAUAACUGAAUGAUAAUAUAAAUGAUGGUCAUAUAAAGAAAAUGACAAGCUGAAUGAAAUAAAGAACUUUACACAACAUUUUCUGAUUCAUCUUAGUGAGAGAAUGUACUUGUAAUGUACUCAUCUGAUGACAUCUGGAAGGUACCUCUGUAAAGUUGGCACCCCAUAAAAAAUAAUCACCAAAACUAUGCCAUUCGUUUGUGCCAAUUUGUGCCGCAAAAAUGAACGUUUGUGCUCGUUUGGUGUUUGAGAUAUUAAACAUUAUUUUUAUGACCGUGUGACAUCACUCUCCACCCCGUGUUGCCCAAAUCGCUCGGUUUGUGCCGUUAAAACAAACACUGUCUAUUUUCCUUCCUUAGAUAUAACCAAAAUGUUGUUAGCGGUUCAUAAGAUCAUUUAGAAAGUGUAAGUAAAUGAUUAAUAAACUAUUUAAAUGUACACACAUGAUAAUAGUUGCUCAGUGUGUUAAUAAAUGCUUUAUUAACACAUAUUCCUGCUGUAAUUCAUGAUUAAAUCAGGUAGUUAUAAAACAUUUAGUAGUUGCCAGCCAUCUAUUUUUGUGAGCUCAUCUAAAGUGAGGACUAUUUAUACCUUAUAAAAGCAUUUACAAAGGAG